CAGCCAAUAUACUGUUUUACUGUUUUAUCAUUUCUUGAAGAAUAUUUAAAAUUGCUGUGUUCAUGAACGUGACGGAGUUGAAUCUCUCUGAUCGCUGUGAGCAUUUCUCCUGUCCAGAGAGAUCUGUAUCUCCUGCAGUUUAUAUCUUACUGUACGUGUGUUCAGCUGCUCUGGUUCUUUUAUCAGUGUGUGGAAAUCUGCUCGUCAUCAUCUCUGUUCUUCAUUUCAAGCAGCUUCACACGCCAGCCAACAUGCUCGUGCUCUCUCUGGCCGUGUCGGAUUUCUUUGUCGGCAUUUUACUGAUGCCGUCUCUGUUCAUCUGGAUAAUGGAGUCAUGCUGGAUUUUUGGAAAAGGUUUUUGCAUCAGUUAUUCUUUCAUUUCCAGUUUUCUUUCAGUCGUAGCCAUGUAUAAUGUCGCUCUGAUCGCUGUGGAUCGGUAUUUCGCUCUCUCUAACCCAUUUUUCUACACAAGCAAAAUCUCUACAAGGAUGAUGUGCAUUGUGGUUUAUUCGAACUGGUGUGUGUGUCUGGCAUAUAGGAUGACAUUUUAUUAUUUUAAUAUGAGCUCCAUGAAUUUUCUGUUGUGUCCUGGAGAGUGUUUUCUCAUUCUGAAUGAGGUUUGGACUGUACUAGACUUUGUUGUCACAUUUAUAUUUCCACUUUCUGUCAUAAUCAUAUUGUAUAUUGGAGUUUUUCUGAUCGCUAAGAAACACGCCACUGCUAUCAGAGAGCUUAAUAAUCACACACGAACUCAAACACAGAAAAUCACCUCCCACUCCAUGAAAUCUGAGAGAAAAGCAGCCAAAGUCCUCGGCAUUUUAGUGGCCGUGUUUCUGGCGUGUUUACUUCCAUAUUUUAUUUACACUUUAUUAGGUCACGUAAUUGAACUACAGGCAGAAACUGUUCAUAAAUUAAUUAUUGUUGGAUGCCUCAAUGCCACCAUUAAUCCUUUUAUUUACGCCCUGUUUUAUCCGUGGUUUAGGAGGUGCAUUAAAUUAAUUAUAACUCUGCAAAUAUUCCAGACAGAUUCUACAUUAAUAAAUAUCCUUUCAUGAAAAAAAUCUUUUUUAACUCCUUCUGAUAUUGAGCCUAAAUAUUGUUGAACUAA
Silurus meridionalis is the source of this 1108-nucleotide messenger RNA. RefSeq names its product trace amine-associated receptor 13c-like. The transcript has a single exon. The record is from RefSeq and is a predicted model, not a curated record. Gene Ontology annotation, biological process: G protein-coupled receptor signaling pathway. The coding region runs from base 63 to 1055 and encodes 330 amino acids. Gene Ontology annotation, cellular component: membrane. Lineage: Eukaryota; Metazoa; Chordata; Actinopteri; Siluriformes; Siluridae. Gene Ontology annotation, molecular function: trace-amine receptor activity.